This is a messenger RNA of Maylandia zebra (zebra mbuna), 9004 nucleotides long. NCBI's taxonomy places the organism in Eukaryota, Metazoa, Chordata, Actinopteri, Cichliformes, Cichlidae. The record is from RefSeq and is a predicted model, not a curated record.
AGAGGGAAGGAGGAGGGCAUUAAGGAAGAAGGCAGGGAGUAUCAAUGACAUCAACCAGCAGUAUCUGAGGCCGCCCGAUCAGCAAUGCUCUCCCGACAAAAGGGCUGAGGAGCAGCCGUGACCCGCUGCGCUCCGAGAGGUCGGUGGACAGCCAGGACGGUGUGUGGGGGGGGGAAACGCCGGCGAUGUGUGCAUGCACCCUCCACAAAGGAAGACCUUCAUCUGAGUGGAGCUGCCACUGGAUUACAUUUAUCCUUGCUGUUUCUAAGGAAGCUUCCAGCUGCAAAUCCACCCACAUGAAUCUACCAGACAGUAAGGAAGACGGAGCACUUCCUACCGAGAGUGCCUAUCCCUGUUGAGUGAAGCCCUACUCAAAUCUCCGUCAUCUCUAACCAAUCCACGGUGGUGCCAUGCCUCGGCCCACGACUGGUGGAGUCCUGGCCCAGGCCAGAAGGCCAAACCUGGGGCUGUGGAUUAGCCUAUCUCCCCUGUGUCUGCUGUUGCCUUUGAUUAUCCUGCUAACCAGACCUUUGAGCAGCGUGGGUGAAGCACUAGCUCCCCCAAAAUUCACCAAGACUCCCACAGACCAGAUCGGAGUAUCAGGAGGUGUAGCAUCAUUUGUGUGCCAAGCCACAGGCAAUCCCAAGCCCUCUGUCUACUGGAACAAGAAGGGCAAGAAGGUCAACUCCCAGCGUAUCGAGGUGACCAUAGAGUUUGAUGAUGGUGCAGGUGCUGUGCUGAGGAUCCAACCACUUAGAGGUCCCCGAGAUGAGAACACCUACGAGUGUGUGGCACGUAACAGCGUAGACGAGAAGUCUGUCACUGCAAAGCUGUCCAUUAUCAGAGAGGACCUGUUGCCAUUUGGCUUCCCUAGUAUAGACAUGGGCCCUCAGUUGAAAGUGGUGGAGCGGACAAGGACGGCCACCAUGCUGUGCGCUGCCAGUGGCAUCCCGGACCCCGAGAUCUCCUGGUUCAAAGACUUCCUGCCUGUCGACCCCAGCACCAGCCAGGGUCGCAUCAAACAGCUCAGAUCAGGAGCGUUACAGAUUGAGAACAGCGAGGAAACAGACCAAGGGAAGUACGAGUGUGUGGCCACCAACUCCCAAGGCGUGCGCUACUCUUCUCCCGCCAACUUAUACGUGCGAGAGCUUCGAGAAGGAGCGACAGACACAUUGCGCCGCGUGCCCCCUCGUUUCUCCAUCCUCCCUUCCAACCACGAGAUCAUGCCAGGAGGGAGCAUCAACAUCACCUGCGUGGCUGUGGGUUCACCCAUGCCUUAUGUCAAGUGGAUGCUGGGUAACGAGGACCUGACUCCCGAGGAUGAAAUGCCGAUUGGACGGAACGUGCUGGAGCUCAAUAGUGUCCGCGAGUCUGCAAACUACACCUGUGUGGCAAUGAGUAGCCUGGGUAUCAUUGAGGCCAGCGCUCAGGUCUUAGUGAAGACUUUACCAAAGCCUCCCGGCACGCCCAUUGUCACCGAGACCACAGCCACCAGUGUGACCAUCACAUGGGACUCUGGCAACCCCGACCCCGUCUCCUACUACAUCAUUCAGUACCGAGCCAAAGGGCCCGACAGCAAGUAUGAGACAGUGGACAGCAUCACCACCACCCGCUACAGCAUCGGGGGGCUCUACCCCAACACAGAGUACGAAAUCAGAGUUUCAGCCUAUAAUACCAUCGGCCAGGGGCCCCCGUCCGCUCGCGUGGAGGCUCGUACGGGAGAGCAAGCCCCCGCCAGCCCGCCGCGAAACGUCCAAGCUCACAUUAUCUCUGAGAACACUGUGAUGGUCCGCUGGGAAGAACCGGAAGAGCCCAAUGGACAGGUGAAAGGCUAUCGUGUGUACUACACCAUGGAUCCGUCCCGGCCUAUAAACGAGUGGCAGAUUCAUAACGUCCAGGAUAGUGUGCUCACUACCAUUCAGAACCUGGUAACCUCAGAGACCUACACCAUCCAGGUCCUCGCCUUCACCUCCGUUGGGGACGGACCCUUCUCAGACCCCGUCCACGUUAAAGUCUUGCGUGGAGUCCCUGGCCAGCCAAGCAAGUUUAAAGUGGGUAAAGUGACAGACACGAGCAUAGAGCUGACCUGGGAGCCUGUCCACAACAAAGAGAAAAUCGUCAACUAUGAGCUCCUCUACAAACCUGUCAAGUUUGGCAGCUUGGAGAAGCUGACCUUCGGGCCCAGGAAUUCUUACACUGUGGAGGGUCUCAAAGCGAACACCGAGUACUCCUUCUCCCUGGCUGCCAUCUCAAGCAAAGGCAUCGGCGCUUUCACUAACGAACUGGUGCAGAGGACAUCACAAGCCAAGCCCUCAGCCGCACCAGAGGGUGUGUCCUGCGAGAGUGCCAGCUCCACCUCGCUGAGAGUAAGUUGGGGGCCUCCUCCAAUGGAGGGCCAGAAUGGCGAGUUGGCAGGUUAUGAGCUGAGAUACCAGAAAGUUUCUGGGGCAGGAGGUGGAGGUCUGGGUCCGGAGGUGAAAGACCUUCCUAUCCCGGCCCAGCAGGGGCAGACAGUGGUAGAGGGGCUGGAGAAAUGGAGUUGGUACAACAUCACUAUUGCAGCCUCCACCGCAGAGGGGACUGGACCCAGCAGCCCUGCUGUGCUCUGCAGAACAGACGAGGACGUUCCCGGCGCAGCCCCUCGUCAGGUGGAUGUCCAGCCGCUGAACUCCUCGGCUCUCCGAGUCACGUGGCGCCCAGUGUUGCCACGGUUACGGCAAGGCCAGAUCCGUGGCUACCAGGUGCAUUUCAGCCAGGCAGAGAGCGGUGAAUCACGCAACCUUCCCCGGAUCAAAGACCUCUUAUUGGACGAGUCUCAGAUGGAGGAGGAUGACGCGACUCAAUAUGAGCUGAUUUUAGGAGAUCUGAAAGCAGAGACUUUGUACUCUGUCUCUGUGGCAGCAUACACCACCAAAGGGGAUGGAGCACACAGCAAAGCCAAGCUGGUGCAGACCCCGGGGAUUGUGCCUGGUCCCCCCUCCCUUUGGGUGCGUCUGGGAUCGAGCCCGUCAGUUGUGGUGCGGUGGGCUCCUCCGCUGGAAUGCUCUGAUAGCCGGGGGGCCCCGGUGGAAAUCCAGGGCUACCGCCUACAGUUUGGCCUGAAGAAUAGCUCUUUAGACACCACGGUGGAUUUCACAAAUCGUGUGAGAAACUUCACUGCGAGAGACCUCUCCCCAGGCUCCUCCUACAUCUUUGUGCUCGCCGCAAAGAGCCGAGCAGGCUAUGGAGAUGUAGUCCAGCAGGAAAUAACAGUCCCUAUUUUUCCUCCCGUGGGAUACCCCAAAAUAUCUGACUUUGUUAAUGUCACUUGCUGCUCCCUGCAGUUGUCCUGGCUGCCCCCAACCCCAGAGGAGAGCAACGGUGUGAUUACAGAGUACACUCUAGCCUACAAAGAGGCUGCACACACCCAACCCUCUGCUGACCCUGGCCCCUCCGCUUUUCCAACCCCCUUUGCUCGUCCACGGCUGAUAGCGCUACCAGCAAGUGAGUCGAGCUACACCAUCCUGGGCCUCAAUCACAGCAAAGCUUACGAGGUGCAGCUCAGAGCCCACAACAAGGCAGGGCCGGGCCCCUUCAGCCCACUACUGGUGCGCCUCACCCUGUCCUUGGAAACAGAUGUGCCGAGGAAUUUUUCGGUCAAUCUGGCCACUGAGACCAGCGUUCUUCUUACCUGGGAGUUUCCAGAGACUAGCAACCCCUAUCGCUUUACUGUUGAAUAUAACCGUCAGAAAAUGGAGGUGGACGCUCGCUUGAGAAAGGCAGUCAUCCCAAACCUUCAGCCUAACACGAGCUACGACUUUAAAAUCACUGCUCCUGAGGGGAACCCUGGAGGCCUUCGCCAUCGCAUCUCUGCUAAGACAUCCCCAACGAUCACCAUCCGCCGCCCUGAGAUCGACCGCACUCGUGACUCCGAGACCACCGUGACGCUUAUCUUGCCAUCACUGGAGAAUCGCAGUCCCAUCAAGAAUAUUUAUGUUGUUGUGGUUCCGCUGCGAAGGCCCCGCGGCGUCAUCAGACACCUCAAGAGUCCAGACGAAAUGGACCUAGAGGAGCUGUUAAAAGACAUCAGUCAAAGGCAGAAGGAUACUCGACAGCAGAAGCAGGUGGACUUGCGCCGGGCUUACAUCACAGCCCGUUUCACACCUGCCAUCCUGCCGGCUUUCUUCACCCUGGGGGACCAGCUGGACUAUGGCGGCUUUGAGAACCGAGCUCUAGAGCCAGGGCAGGAGUACGUCUUCUUCAUUCUGGCUGAGCUGAACUCCACAUCCGGGAAGAUGUACGUGGCCAGCCCGUACACAGACCGCGUGAUUGCCCCGGACUCAGACCCGCAGCCAUUCGAUGCAGGUGACGGUCUGAUCUGGGUGGUUGGACCAGUCCUGGCUGUAGUCUUCAUCAUCUGCAUCGUUAUCGCCAUCCUCCUGUACAAAAACAGCAAACCUGACAGCAGUAAGCGCAAAGACUCUGAACCUGGAACCAAGAGCCUUUUGAGCAACGCCGAGAUGAUGGCCCAUCACCCGACCGAUCCCGUGGAGAUGAGACGCAUCAACUUCCAGACUCCCGGAAUGAUGAGCCAUCCUCCCAUCCCCAUCAGCGAGCUGGCUGAGCACAUAGAGCUGCUGAAAGCCAACGACAACCUGAGACUCUCCCAGGAGUACGAGUCAAUCGACCCGAGUCAGCAGUUCACCUGGGAACACUCCAAUCUGGAAGUUAACAAGCCCAAAAACCGCUACGCCAACGUCAUAGCGUACGACCACACCAGAGUCAUCCUGUCUCCCAUAGAUGGUAUCCUGGGGAGCGACUACAUCAACGCCAACUACAUUGAUGGCUACAGGAAGCAGAAUGCCUACAUCGCGACGCAGGGGCCGCUGCCAGAGACGUUCGGGGACUUUUGGAGGAUGGUGUGGGAGCAACGGGCUGCUUCUGUCGUCAUGAUGACACGCCUGGAGGAGAAGUCACGGAUCAAGUGCGAUCAGUACUGGCCGAGUCGUGGCACGGAGACAUACGGGAUGAUCCAGGCCACGCUGCUGGACACAAUGGAGCUGGCCACUUUCUGUGUUCGCACCUUCUCCCUGCAUAAGAGUGGAAGCAGCGAAAGGCGAGAGGUGCGUCAGUUCCAGUUCACAGCCUGGCCCGAUCACGGCGUGCCAGAGUAUCCCACCCCCUUCCUCAACUUCCUACGCAGAGUCAAAGCCUGCAACCCCCCUGAUGCUGGACCUAUCAUUGCUCACUGCAGUGCCGGUGUUGGUCGCACUGGCUGUUUCAUUGUCAUCGACGCCAUGCUAGAGCGCAUCCGACACGAGCGCACUGUGGACAUCUACGGUCACGUGACCCUGAUGCGCUCACAGAGGAACUACAUGGUGCAAACGGAGGACCAGUACAGCUUCAUCCACGAGGCCCUUCUGGAGGCUGUGGCAUGCGGAAACACUGAAGUGGCUGCCAGGAGUCUCUACUCCUACAUGCAGAAGCUGUCCAAGGUGGAGAGCGGAGAGCAUGUGAUUGGCAUGGAGCUGGAGUUUAAGCGCCUGGCUAACACCAAAGCCCACACGUCCAGGUUCGUCACAGCCAACCUGCCUUGCAACAAAUUCAAGAACCGACUAGUUAACAUCAUGCCCUAUGAAACCACUCGCGUGUGCCUCCAGCCCAUCAGAGGACUGGAGGGGUCCGACUACAUCAACGCCAGCUACAUAGACGGUUACAGGCAGCAGAGAGGCUACAUUGCCACCCAGGGUCCACUGGCUGAGACUACAGAGGACUUCUGGAGAAUGCUGUGGGAACACAACUCCACUAUAGUAGUUAUGCUCACUAAGCUGAGAGAAAUGGGACGGGAGAAGUGUCACCAGUACUGGCCCGCUGAGCGCUCAGCAAGGUAUCAGUACUUUGUGGUGGACCCCAUGGCGGAGUACAACAUGCCUCAGUACAUCCUCCGAGAGUUCAAAGUUACAGAUGCCAGGGACGGCCAGUCACGAACAGUGCGUCAGUUCCAGUUCACUGAUUGGCCAGAGCAAGGUGUGCCCAAAUCUGGGGAGGGCUUCAUCGAUUUCAUUGGCCAAGUGCACAAAACCAAGGAGCAGUUUGGCCAGGAUGGACCAAUCUGCGUUCACUGCAGUGCCGGCGUGGGGCGGACAGGUGUCUUUAUCACUCUGAGCAUUGUCUUGGAGCGGAUGCGUUACGAAGGGGCGGUAGACAUCUUCCAAACUGUCAAAAUGCUGCGGACACAGAGACCAGCCAUGGUGCAGACUGAGGACGAGUACCAGUUCUGCUACCAGGCUGCUCUCGAGUACCUGGGUAGCUUUGACCACUAUGCAACGUAAGAGAACAGACAACCAUCCAUCCAUCUUUCUGCUUUGAGGUCCACAAACAAAACCAACCGAGUGAGCCAACAGAAAGACGGCGUGAGAUAAACGUGAACAUUGAACCUUUUCCGGGAGCGAGAUUCAAAUUCUGCACCAACGAGGACAAAAAGCAACAAAAACAGCAACAAGAAAAUCUCUGUCUAACAGCGUCUCAGCAGGAGUUUCCCUGAGGAGCUGCUGGGUGUGGAGACUAUCCAUGUGUAAUCCAUAUACUUACCUCAGUGUUCCAGUGUGAAGGACGUAUAAUACAUGUGUGUUGUGGUCAGCUAUCUCCAAUAUGAACCAGUGAAAUACAAAUGGCUUCUGAACAGGAAUUAUGAUACUCUAUGUGUAUAAAACAAACAAACAAACAAAAAAAGAUUUUAAAAAAACUAAACAAAAAAAACACAAGAGCCUGGAUAUUUGCUGCACCCUAAAUGGGCUUUUUAUCCUCAACUUUGUAUCUAUUGGUUUGAUGUACUAAAGGGGUUACAAAGUGCAAAGGUGAACGUUUCUAUGUGUCUGUGAGUCUAUUUCUAAGGUGUCUACUGCUACCAUCAGUAGUCCUGCCUGUAGUUUGACUAGGUCGUGGCUCAGCAGAAGCCUUCAGUAUGGACUCACCACCCCGAGGACUGUUGGAGAAGCAUGUGGAUGAUCAUUUACCUGAUGCACAGUGCCAAGAGAAACCAUGCAGCGUGAACAUAAACUGUGGCCUAAAAGGAGAGGUGACUCCUUCUUUCAUCCAGCAUAACAUAAUCAGACUAGAGACCGCUCCUUAAAAAAAAACACAACACAAUAACAAGGAUGAGUUGGCAGCCCCAAACAGCUGACCUCGAAACAGCGAUUAAAACCUACUGCUUUCUUCACUCAACAAAGCUUGCUCGCUAUUUGCUGUAGUCCUUGUUCAUCUUCCAGCUCGGCUCCUCUUGAUGUCAGUCCUAUCGGUUCAGUUCAGCAGUGGCUUACUGAAGAGAGGCUUAAUGAAAGAAAGAACUGAGCUCCAGUCAGUGUCUUUCUCUCUCUUGAGUUCAGAGAGCCAUCUUUCUGUAGAUUUUUCUGUUUUCACUGUAUGUCUUUGCCUUACGUUGACUUUAUUUUUUUUUCUUGCGUCCUUCACAUGCUGCUUCAUGCUCGCGCAAACCGUGUUAAAGCUUUUAUUGCCGUGCAUUGUCUUCACUCGAGGAUGAAAAUUUUUUGUUUGGUUGGUUUUGUCCCGAUCAUCUUCCUCCACUGAAGUUCUCCUACUUGAAUUUUGCCGCUUCUGCAGUUGAACCCUUGUGUUAAUUGCUUUUCCUUGCUAAGGCUACCGUCAGUGAACGAUUACAGGAAAAAAUUCAAAUUACAUUCAAAGCUAGUAGUGAACCGCUCACUUUCAACAGUCCUCUGCCUCUAUCCCAUCCUCCUGUUAACCCUAUUAAAAGUUUCUCUUUUCCUUAAACCCUUGUUGUACAGAACAUGCUCAGCUUUACCGACUGAUAGAUCCCCGCCCUCCCCUUCCAAUUAAGUAUGACUGCACAACUCCUCGAUAUGGUUGUUUAUCUUUUUCUGAAUUUGAAAUGUAGUCAUGAUUGGUCCCACGUGGUGAUUAAACAGCACAGCGAUGUUCCAAUAUAGCAGACAUCUCGACCGAAAUCACCGAUUGUGUACAUACAGUCUAUCAUUGGAGUCCUAUACAGUACAGUUGCAUAACGUCUGAGCACAAAAUAUAACGUGGGAUUGGAUGUGAUGUAGUACUUAUUGUCGCGAAAAAAGAAAAAAAAAAGAAAAAAGCCUUAUUGUUAUUGUUCACUUCGUCAUAUUUAUUUCGUAUGAUUUUUUUUAAAGGAUAUUUAUUAUGACUGUUUUGUUAUUUUUUAAGUUUGUUUUUAUUUAUUUGGGAUUUCUAGCAGUUCUAUCCAAUAAGACGAUGUUUAUUUGCUUCUUUGGCGAGCCAUUGUUAAAGUAUGAUAUUGUCACUUUUUUAAUUUUGUCUUUAACCGUCCAUUUUGGUGCUUUUUUUUUCUCCUUUUUUUUAAAAGAAAAUUGCUUUAUUGUUAUAACGUAUGCCCUCAGUGUAGGGUGCUAUUUGAUACUGAUUACUGAUGUCCAACUAGUCAGCUAGAGAUGUACGUACAAUAGAGGCAGGACUAGCUUCAGUUUACAGAGAUGCCCUUUCGAUGCUCUCCCUCGUUCAACCUCCAUAGCUGGAGGUACGUUUCACCCCACCGUGAUAGGUGUAAGGGCAUCAGAGAAAUUAGAUAUAUAGAGCAGACUACAGGGCAGAUCGGUGAAGACCUCCUGGCAAGCUGUUGGUGUUUAGUUUGCUUGAAAGCACAUGGUAGCAAGUGUAUUUUUGACAGAGAAUGGAUAAGAAUUGCCUAGCUACACACUUUACACACCCUGAAAAGUUAUUGUUUGAACCUGAAAUUAUUCUCAUAUGAACUCUAUGUGUGGUCCAUAAGUCUUGACAAUGUUUGACAUAUAUGAAAUAUGUUAUUCCUUCGAUUUCUAAUGAUUAUUGUGUCAAGAGAAAUAUAAAAGGCACACGCGAAACAUUAUAUGAAAUGUGUUGAGGGAAAAGCUCUGGUGAUGCCAUACCCCUCACUUAUGUACCUGUUCUUUCCUUUCGAACCAUAGAUGUAGAUAUUGUAUCUCGACUUUGUAUUAAAAGCAGGAUGAUUGGAUAUACAGCA